Molecule: messenger RNA, 868 nt
Organism: Episyrphus balteatus (marmalade hoverfly)
Lineage: Eukaryota; Metazoa; Arthropoda; Insecta; Diptera; Syrphidae
Product: thialysine N-epsilon-acetyltransferase
Exons: 5
Coding region: 220-747 (175 amino acids)
Molecular function (GO): N-acetyltransferase activity
Source: RefSeq, a predicted model, not a curated record
CUCUUAUAUACGUAACUGGGUGCACACAAACUUAAUCACUAUAUGGAUCGCGUUCAUAUGAUCAGUUCAGACUGAGAGCAGUGAUCGUUAAUAAUAUUGCAAUUUGUUCUAUUUUUGUUCAUCAUUAAUAGAUUUUUAUAAGAGGAGCUGUAAUAUAGGGUUCUUACAGUGAUCGUUAUUCGGAAUAUAUCAUCGUUUGUGAUAACUUCUUAUAGAAACAUGGAGGAAAUUUCAACAAAAUCUUUUAGAGUACGCAGAGCAGAAGCGAAUGAUAUGCAACAUGUGCGCCAGAUGAUUCAAGAACUUGCCGACUUCGAGCAAAUGAGUUCUGGACCAGAAUUGUCCGUAGAAGAUUUAAUCCGAGAUGGAGGGUUUGAUGGCGGUAACGAAAUCUUUCACUGUUAUAUAGCAGAAACAACACAGAUGGAUGGAUCUACUUUAAACACAAAACCUGUAGGAUAUUCAAUUUGCUUCUUUUCUUACUCAAUGUGGCAAACAAAGUCAUAUUUCAUGGAAGACCUCUACGUAAAGCCAGAAUUUCGUAAUCAAGGAGUUGGUUCGAUGAUCUUAAAAGAGGUCAUAAGAAUGGCAAAAGAAUAUGAAUGCAAACGAGUUGAUUUCCAUGUCCUCGAAUGGAAUCCUGCACGAAAAUUCUAUGAAAAAAUGAAUGCUAUCAAUCUAACAGCACAAAAUUGGCAUUAUUUUCGUUUAGAAGAAGAUGCUUUGAAUAAAUUAGCAGAUUUAUAACAAAAACAAAAAAAAAACAAAAAUUUUUAAAGAGACCAUAUUAUAAUAUGUUUAUAUAUUUUUUUCUUUUUUAAUGUGAUAAAUGAAAAUACCGUUAUUAUAUAAAUUAUAUAUGAAUUAA